Molecule: messenger RNA, 2669 nt
Organism: Selaginella moellendorffii
Lineage: Eukaryota; Viridiplantae; Streptophyta; Lycopodiopsida; Selaginellales; Selaginellaceae
Product: general negative regulator of transcription subunit 3
Exons: 16
Coding region: 38-2632 (864 amino acids)
Biological process (GO): nuclear-transcribed mRNA poly(A) tail shortening; regulation of DNA-templated transcription
Cellular component (GO): nucleus; CCR4-NOT core complex; P-body
Source: RefSeq, a predicted model, not a curated record
GAAAUUUUAGGGUUUAGGUUUUCUCUCCUCGAGCACCAUGGGCGCGACGCGGAAGCUCCAGGGCGAGAUCGAUAGAGUUCUCAAGAAGGUCCAGGAGGGCGUGGAUGUCUUCGACAGCAUCUGGAAUAAGGUGUAUGAUACCGAGAAUGCAAAUCAAAAGGAGAAGUUUGAGGCCGAUCUCAAGAAGGAAAUCAAGAAGCUACAGCGAUACAGGGACCAGAUUAAGACGUGGAUUCAGUCCAGUGAAAUCAAGGACAAGAAGGUAGCAGCGUCUUACGAGCAGGCGCUGGUGGAUGCCCGGAAGCUCAUUGAGAGGGAGAUGGAACGAUUCAAAGUUUGCGAGAAAGAAACGAAAACGAAGGCGUUUUCGAAAGAAGGUCUAGGCCAGCUUCCGAAAACUGAUCCAAAAGAGAAAGCAAAAGCCGAAACACGAGAAUGGUUAAACAAUAUGGUGGAUGAGUUGAAUUCGGGUAUUGAUGCGUUUGAGACAGAGAUGGAAGGACUGGCAGUGAAGAAGGGGAAAACUCGCCCCCCCCGCUUGAUUCACUUAGAAGAGUCUACUGCCCGUCACAAAAGUCAUGUCAUGAAACUAGAACUCAUUUUGCGACUUUUGGACAAUGACGAGCUAAGCCCAGAGCAAGUAAAUGACGUCAAAGAGCUUGUGGAAGAUUACCUCGAAAGGAAUCAGGAGGAUUUUGAUGAAUUCGCAGAUGUGGAUGAACUUUAUAGUCAGCUUCCUCUUGAUAAAAUGGAGGCCAUGGAGGCUCUGGACCUUGCUCCGAAUGUGGCUUCAGCACUUGUGGUAAAGGAGAAGGCUGCGGUUGCUGCCGCCUCCGGAGCUAGCGUGACAAAUGGUGCAAGCGUUAAACCAUCACUUCCGGUUGCUGCUGCUGCGGCAGCUGCAGCAGCUGCUGCCGUUGCUGCUCAAGUUCCUCCACCUUUACAGCCCGUGGAUGAUAUUACAUUGGAAGACACAUCCGCACGAACAUCUCCCGUUCCAAUCACCGCAAGCUCGCUGUCACCCACAGGAUCGGCCUUACUGCAGACUACUGGAAGCGAUGUAACUUCAUCUCCAAGCGCUUCUGGUAUCACGCAACGGACUGUGGCAACACCUCCUGGUCUGAUUCCACGGCCAACAGCCAAAGGUGCGGUCUUGCAAUCAUCACCUGCAAAAGUCAAGGAGGACGAGGUGACGAGCCUUGCCGGGCGACGAGUAGGACCAGGUAUUGGAGAUGGAGGUCUUUCUCGAAGCUUUGGCAGGCAAACAGCUGUUCCAGCUUCUCCUGUCGCUCAACCUUCCCCAACCGUCUCGAGCAGUCCAACAGUGCCGGAAGCUGCAAAACGGAAUAUAGCUGACGACAGAGCCACUUCUGGAGUCGCACCGCAGCUCAGUCCUUUGAGCACGCCGAAUAAAGCUCCUUUUGGAGGAAAGGUUGGAGAUUCCAGUCCGACAAGUGAGGCUCCGGGAACCCCAGAAACGGCCAUUGGGAAUAGACUGGGCCAGUGGAGAGAAUCGAGCCAGUUCCAUGGAAGACCAGAGAUUGUUCCAGAUCAAAAACAAAAGUUCUUACAGAAGUUGCAGCAGGCCAAUCAACAGACACAACAUCUCCCUCCACAUCUUACAAGUCCAGUUCAAAAGCAAACGCCACAACCAUCCUCUUUGCUUCAUCAGGCUCUUUUGCAGCAGCAGCAACAACAGCAGCUUUCUCCUCUAAGUACGCAAUCUCCUACAACGCCGGUACCUGGACUAUCAGCACCUGUCUCACAAGCACAGUCUCCCGCCCAGCCUCUGCAGCAGCAGCCGCAAGUAACAGCAGCUUCCAAAGACGCUGUGCCCCAACCUGAUGCGAUUCAAACAAGGACUGUGGAGCAGCAGAGUCCACUUGCAGCUAAACUUGCAGACGAUAACACGACUGAAGCCAAUGUACCAUUCCCCAGAAAUUUAUCUCUGAGCGAAGAUGACUUGAAGAAUGCAGACACCUUCGACGUUCCAGUUGGUGGCCCAGGAACGCUAGCGGAACUUAGCCAGUUGUCGAGGGAUGCAGAUUUCACGCCAGGGCAACAAGUCCCGUCAACACCAACAUCAUCAGUACCUGGUGUGAUCGGUCGGAAGAGCAACACGGAACUUGGAGCCAUAGGAGACAACCUCUCAGCUGCAAGUAGCAGUAUGGCUCACGAUAGUGUGUACAAUUUGCAGAUGCUAGAAGCUGCUUAUCGCCACCUUCCGCUUCCAAAAGACUCAGAACGGCCACGCAACUACACCCCGAGGAACCCAGCUAUCACUCCGCCUAGCUAUCCUCAAGCACCAGCCCAAUCCAUCAUCGACAACCCUGCGCUUUGGGAGAAGUUUGAGGUGGACGUCCUGUUCUAUGCAUUCUACUAUCAUCAGGGAACGUACCAGCAGUAUCUAGCCGCAAGGGAGCUAAAGAAACAUUCGUGGAGAUAUCACAAGAAGUACAACACAUGGUUCCAGCGCCACGAGGAGCCGAAAGUCACAACAGACGAAUUCGAGCAAGGCACAUACGUUUACUUCGACUUCCACAUCGUGGAUGAUAUUCAGCAAGGCUGGGUCCAGAGAAUCAAGACCGAGUUUACAUUCGAAUACAGCUUCCUCGAAGACGAGCUGGUGUAAAGUUUUAUGUUUAAUUUCACGCUAACUCCAUGGCGCU